Molecule: messenger RNA, 1740 nt
Organism: Ceraceosorus guamensis
Lineage: Eukaryota; Fungi; Basidiomycota; Exobasidiomycetes; Ceraceosorales; Ceraceosoraceae
Product: nucleoside hydrolase
Exons: 4
Coding region: 386-1558 (390 amino acids)
Biological process (GO): purine nucleoside catabolic process
Cellular component (GO): cytosol
Molecular function (GO): purine nucleosidase activity
Source: RefSeq, a predicted model, not a curated record
CUCAUACUACUUGUGACUUGCAUUUGCAUCUGCAUCUGCGUUUGCACAGCUAGCCUGCUGACUCUAGACGCAUCAAAGCGCCACGCCGAAAUCCCGAACGCAUAAAGGACCGCCCCAGACAGCAGCAGCCUUAGCGUCAAAACUAGUUGCUAUGUAGGUGCCUCCUGCUGCUGCAUCGACUUUCCAAGCAAGAGGUACAUGGACCCCCUCGACAGCCUAAAGACAUCGAGCAGACGACCUUCUGUUCCCAGACGAUCAUCUACUCGUGACACACACACACUCUCUCUCUGCUUCCUUACAGCCGACCUCUCAGUUGUACCUCGAUCUCACAUCCAAUCCAACCAACAAAGACGCAUCCGAAUUCGUGCAUCAACACCACAAAAAGAUGCGUGCGGUCUCUGUGGCUCUGCUGACGAGUCUCGCAGCGCUGCUGAGCACUCAAGUCGUCGAAGUUCGCUGCCUGGACAUGGUCAUCGACAACGAUUUCAGUUCGAACAGCGUCACGCCCCUCUUUCCAGCUUUAGCGAAUGCAAAUGUCAGCCUGCUGGCCGUCACGUCGGUCACUGGCAACACGUGGAAUGCGCAAUCCGUAGGGCAUCUCCGACGCUAUCUGCAAGCAGUCGGCACAGCCAACAAUUCCGACUCGCAGCGCGCUGCCCAGGUCAAGGCAGUCUCGGGCGCGAAUCGAGCGCUGGUCCGGACGCCAGACAGCUACGAGGCUGAUGCGGCCCUCACGGGGCGAUUGCGCUUCGCUGGAGCUUAUCGACCUUUCAACGCUACAGCAGAAGCGGAGGGAGCAGAUCCGUCCGGCGACUUGCAAAACAAUGCGCGAGUCACACUUCAAGGGCAAGAGAGACCCGGACCUCUCUCUGGAGCGCUGCAGGAGUCUGCCAAUCUCUACGCUCCCAACUUUCUCGUCGAGAAGUCGAGGGAAGCACGAGCAAAGAAUGCGACUUUUAGCAUAGCCGCCAUCGGCCCAUUGACCAAUCUGGCUCUGGCGCAAGCUCAAGAUCCAGAAUUUCCCAAAGGCGUGGAGCUGUGGUAUCAAGGCGGCUACCUAGGCACAGGCCUCGAAGCUGUUCUCUCCGUCAUCAACAGCGAUUACUACGUGGACCUCAACACCGCCAUCGACCCAGAGGCGGCCAAAGCAGUGCUGAGAGCUCCAUACGCCCGAAUCGUCUGCGUGGCCGACUUCACCAGCAAGAUCAUCGCCUCCAACGACACCUUGUCCCGCGCUGCCGCACUGUCGGACUCUGCAAGCGAUGAUCAGCGAUACCUCGCCCGUCAAAUUUCCGAUCCUGUCGAAGUUGGCCUGCCUGCGUGGGACGACAUUGGCGUCGCUCUGCCCAUCUAUCCUGAACUCAUCACCAAGAGCAUCAAAGUGCGUCUGGAUGUGGAUGCCAGAGCAGGUGGACCGGCGUAUGGCAAAGCUUUUGCGUGGCUGGACGAUCUAGCACCUUCUGGUCUGCAGGAGGUCGAGUUUCCUUUGUCCAUCAAUGAGACUCGCUUCUUUGAAAUCUACGUUUCAGCUGCGCAGGCGUUCAUCAAUCCCAAGUAGAGAAGCUGAUGAGACUGUACCCCUGCCUUGAAACCCCGAGGCAGUCCACUCAGACUUGUGCACCUUUCAAAUUCGGUUCUGCUUGUCUGCCAUCCAUGCUUCUAAAAGGUCACGCGCCAUCAUGCUCGCCCAUGCAUACUACUCGGCUCGCUCUCAAUGCACUGAAUGACUUGACCAUCACA